AUGGAUCGCUUACUCCUAGCUCCAGAGCCCCUCAUCCGCGCCAUUCUCGUAGCCCUGUGCGACAAUGAGCGGCUCCAGGCCCGCAGCCUCCUGUACCUCGACCGAUUGGAGAAAUCACAAGUGACACAAACAAACACAGGAGCCACCAAACCCGAGAAAUCCUCUGGUAGCCACCCGCAGCUCGCAAGCACAAUACCUCUGGGGAAAAGGAAGGCCCCCGAGCCACCCCCUCCACAAAUAUGCAUCCAGUGCAAGCUCGCCUUCCUCUCAAAUUCCAACAAUCCGCAGGCCUGCGCGUUCCAUCACGGCGCUAUGGAGAUAGAACCGUCACACCGUGUCUGGUGGAGCCAGGAUGCGCAACAUGCGCUACAGAACAACAACACCGAGGAAAACCGCGAGGACAGGCCCGAGGGAUUCAACUGGUCUUGCUGUGGGAGGGGCGGUGCUGGUCCGGGCUGCACCGAGGGUGAGCACCUCGCCAUCAGGGCAGACGACCGCUCCAAGCGGCGGCGCGUGGACCCCGCGGCGGACCCGGACUCACUGCGGUUGUUCGAGGGGAAGGUUCUGAGGCCGAACGAGUUUGUGAAUAACAACCUCUUGGAGAGUAGUAGCUCGGACGACUCAGAGUGGAGCGAGGCUGUCGAGCGUGGUGAUGCGAUUCCCGUGGGUAACGACGGCGGCGAGUUGCCCUCGGAAGCAACGGAGAGGAGUAGCGGAGGUGGUAGUGGAGGGUCAGAUACUGGAGGUUAA
Diaporthe amygdali is the source of this 750-nucleotide messenger RNA. RefSeq lists its product as uncharacterized. The record is from RefSeq and is a predicted model, not a curated record. Bases 1 to 750 code for a protein of 249 amino acids. The transcript has a single exon. Lineage: Eukaryota; Fungi; Ascomycota; Sordariomycetes; Diaporthales; Diaporthaceae.